AUGGCGCCACCCGCGCUUCCGCUUCAUCGUCAUCAAUCAUCCCUCGAGGGCAUAAUUGACUUCUCCUCACGGCCACCUCUAUCAGUCGAUGAUCGUGCUUCUGCUACCCGUCGGUUUUACCAAGUCAUCAACCAUUUUGAUAACGAUGACAUUGGACAAAAUCACGACAAAUAUGACCGGAUCAAGCUUAUUCACUCCACCUAUGAAUACUCCAUCAGUGAAGAAUCUCAAAGCAGUCUGCUGAUUGCUUUAUUUGAGUUUCUCAAUCUAUCGCCAUCAGCUCAUGAGGACAUUGACUUCCAGGAUUCAACAUAUCGGGCAGAGCUGCAGGCAGUCAAGGCAUUAACCAAAAAGACUCCGCAGCCUACGCCAGCAUCUCACUCAGCCGUUAUGAGAACCCAGCGCCAGGGUCAUAUCUUUUCUGGGACACCAGAGCGCAUAGCCAGCCUGAGAGGUGCCUGCCUCAUAAGAGAUCGCUAUCGCUGCGUGGUCUCACGCAAGUUCGAUAAGGCUGAGGCUUUACGGCGCUACCGCCAACAUGAUGAACCCGAGCCUCGUGACCAAGACGGUGCUCCUCUGAAGGGUCAAAGCUUCGCCUAUCUUGAGGUGGCACACAUUCUACCGCAUUCACUCACCCGACUUAGUUCUUCCGGGGAGCUGAAUCCCUCAAGAGUAGCUGCGCUGACCAUACUUAAUAUGUUUGAUAGCGGAGCUGCUUACUUGAUUGAGGGAGUCGACAUUGAUCGACCUGGUAAUGCUUUGACGCUUACUCAAAAUCUGCAUACAUCGUUUGGCGACUUUCAGGUCUAUUUCGAGCCUGUCGAUAAUCAGCCACAUACGUAUCGUAUAGAUACUGUUCUUCCUCCUGGCUUGGAAGAAGAUGUCCCUGUUACUCGAACGCUUUAUCUUACUGAGGACAGAAGCAUUGACCCGCCGUCGCCGAGACUUCUUGCUAUUCAUCGUGCCAUCGCGCAUAUUUUACACCUUUCCGCGGCGGGCGAAUACAUCGAUAAGAUACUGAGUGAUGCUGAUGAGCAUGGCAUUCGAUCAGAUGGCUCGACUGAGCUUCAUCGUCUUCUCAAAUUGCGCCUAGAAGACUGGGCGGUUGCCCAGGUCUACAGCUGA
Fusarium keratoplasticum is the source of this 1125-nucleotide messenger RNA. RefSeq names its product HNHc domain-containing protein. The record is from RefSeq and is a predicted model, not a curated record. Bases 1 to 1125 code for a protein of 374 amino acids. Lineage: Eukaryota; Fungi; Ascomycota; Sordariomycetes; Hypocreales; Nectriaceae. The transcript is spliced from 3 exons.